UAAGGACACAUCGCAAACGGAGUUCGGGGUGAAAUAGUAGAUAUGGGCGGAUCGCUGAGAAACAUCCAGUGGUGUCCAAGACAUGAAGUUCCCUCCAAGUUGCAUUGUCAUCGAGUUGGAGAGGUAUCGUGGACCUCAAAUAGAAGAACUGGGUGAAUUGACGAUAACCCAACGAACGAUGGGAGUCGCCAUGCAAAAUGGAGACAAGGAUGUUAUCCAAAGAAGACUGAUUGAUGACGACGGAUGUUGCACACGCUUUUACAGAUUACCGUGCACAAGGGAAAACCAUAGGGCAGACAUUGAAGCACCACUGAGUGGAACCCUUACACCUUUUAACGCGUAUGUGACAUUAUGGAGAGUGCAAGUGUUAGAAGUUGCAACCCAACGCCACUGGCGGUCAGAGGAGUCGGCAGUUGCCUGGCACGAAUGCUGCACUCGGGCCACAAUUCACGCUUUGCUAACCUUUAUGUUCUUUCACAACGUUGUUUUCACGCUUUGUUUUCCUUAUCCCUUGUUUACGAUUUACUAGAUGGGGGCGAAUACAAGACAACGUGUGAGAUCAAGAUUUGUCUACUAAUCGAACAGGAUAACGAAGCGAGCACUGUAUUGGGAGGAGUGAUAUCAAAGCCUAGAUAUGCCGUCCCAAUGUUCUCGGUGACGACUUUGGGGAUCCCGCAAAUCGAAAUCUUUACGUACCCUCUUGUGCAAUCAGAGGCUACGCAAGCUCCGAGUCCGCCAACAAAAAUGAAACAGGGUACUGUCCUCAUUUCUACAAUGCGCUGCUCCUUGGGUCAUCACUUGGGACAUCUGUUUGGCCACGCCUAUUACUUGCCGAGACAAUCUUGAUGGUAUAUCAAUAUAUCUCAACCUCAGAAAUAUUUACGUGCCUCCGAGGGGCGGUGCAUGGUUAC
Cantharellus anzutake is the source of this 911-nucleotide messenger RNA. RefSeq lists its product as uncharacterized. The record is from RefSeq and is a predicted model, not a curated record. The transcript has 4 exons. The coding region runs from base 352 to 846 and encodes 164 amino acids. NCBI's taxonomy places the organism in Eukaryota, Fungi, Basidiomycota, Agaricomycetes, Cantharellales, Hydnaceae.